UACACUGCAAAGGACAUCCCUGACCAAACCGGCAAGGUGAUUCUCGUGACAGGCGGCAACACCGGUAUCGGUUAUGAAACAUGCCUCAUGCUUGCCCAAGCUGGCGCCAAAGUCUAUCUCGCAGCUCGUAGCGAGGCGCGUGCCAAUGCUGCCAUUGAAAAGAUUCGAGCUCGAAACCCCAAAGGAACCGUCCAAUGGCUCAAGCUUGACCUGCAAGAUCUUGAAAGCGUGCGAAGUGCUGCUCAGAGCUUCAGUAACAAAGAAUCGAAGCUUGAUGCGCUUUUCAACAACGCUGGCAUCAUGGCUACUCCGUACCAGUUGACCAAAGACGGUAUAGAAGAACAGUUCCAGACGAAUCACGUGGGACCCUUCUACUUGACGCGCUUACUACUUGGCAAGCUUGAACGCGCCGAUGAUCCACGGAUCGUCAACACAUCUUCAUUUGGUCACAGAUUCUACACUGCCAACGCCGAGUCCUUCACGUCUCUUGAGGAGGUGAACAAGACAUGCGACAGCACUUGGACUCGCUAUGGUCAAUCCAAACUUGCAAACAUCCUGUUUGCCAUGGAGCUUGCUAAGCGCCACCCAAAGAUUAUGAGUAACGCUGUGCAUCCAGGUUUCAUUGACACAGAGCUUAGUCGAGGUACAGGAGCCUCCUAUGGUAAAGUGUUUCAGACGUUGUUUGACUGGAGCAUCAAAUUGGGUGCCUCUGUUGUGGGUGUGACUCUUUCGCCACCCGAGGGUGCUCUCACACAGCUCUAUGUUGGCACAGCCAAAAAGGUGCGAACGGAUGCCAUCUCUGGUAGGUUCUUCGUUCCUAUCGCCAAG
This is a messenger RNA of Protomyces lactucae-debilis, 828 nucleotides long. RefSeq lists its product as uncharacterized. The annotation marks the transcript as partial. The record is from RefSeq and is a predicted model, not a curated record. NCBI's taxonomy places the organism in Eukaryota, Fungi, Ascomycota, Taphrinomycetes, Taphrinales, Protomycetaceae. The transcript is spliced from 2 exons.